AUGAAACAAUUGCCAGAAAACAGUUCCUUGCAACCAGUGCCUCAAGUUCGUCAGGCCAAAUCACCACACCUGAUAGCUGAAGGCCGAUUCAUAAGUGGAGAUGGCAACUCAGGUAACCUUGGUCAACGCUGUCAAAGUGAUGUUCUCGUUGAAUUUCCAAGGAAUGUAAUCCAAGAGAAGGGCUUGGAUACUGAUGGAACCCUAUUUCAGGAAAGGAUACUCAAACCACUUGGAGCUUAUGCCGGCUAUUCAGCAGAAUGGCGGGAACUGGCUCAGACAAUUUCAAGAGACAUAUUCCUUCAAAACCCCAACGUUCGUUGGGAGGAUAUUGUGGGUCUGGAUACUGCUAAGCGUCUUGUGAAGGAAGCCGUUGUGUACCCGAUUUCGUACCCAGAACUCUUCUCCGGAAUCCUUUCUCCUUGGAAGGGUCUUCUUCUCUACGGACCACCUGGAACAGGAAAAACGUUGUUGGCGAAGGCAGUCGCUACCGAGUGUAAAACAACAUUUUUUAACAUCUCGGCUUCUUCAAUUGUCAGCAAGUGGCGAGGGGACUCGGAGAAACUCGUUCGAGUCCUCUUUGAACUGGCUAGAUUCCAUGCUCCAUCUACUAUAUUUUUGGAUGAAUUGGACUCUCUCAUGUCCCAAAGGGGCUCUGAUUGUGGCGGCACAGUCGGCCAGGGUGAACACGAGGGCUCUAGGCGAAUGAAAACUGAGCUCCUUAUUCAAAUGGAUGGGCUGGCCAAAUCCAACGACCUGGUCUUCCUGCUUGCUGCAUCUAAUAUCCCAUGGGAGCUUGAUCACGCAAUGCUGAGGCGCUUAGAAAAACGAAUAUUGGUGGAUUUGCCGAAUUCCGAUGCCAGGAAAAGAAUGUUCGAAAACCUUUUGCCGCCCAGACAAAAGAGGUCCAAUUCUGGGUCUCUAGAGUUAACGACAAAUAUAGACUAUGCGCACAUGGCCGAAUUGACAGCGGGAUAUUCCGGAUCGGACAUUAGAUUAGUUUGUAAGGAAGCGGCUAUGAGCGUGGUCAGGAGAGUAUUCCCUCUGUUAGAGGACACGAGGAACACUGAAGCACCGAAAUGCAUGGAUCUACGCUUGGAAUCAGUCACGUCGGCUGAUGUCGAAGCGGCUAUUCGCACGACAAGACCCUCUGGCCGUGGCUUUGCAAAAAAAUACCACGAAUGGCAGGAAAAUUACGGGUCCGUGUAA
Molecule: messenger RNA, 1206 nt
Organism: Mesocestoides corti
Lineage: Eukaryota; Metazoa; Platyhelminthes; Cestoda; Cyclophyllidea; Mesocestoididae
Source: the annotation of a GenBank genome assembly